Molecule: messenger RNA, 738 nt
Organism: Aspergillus chevalieri
Lineage: Eukaryota; Fungi; Ascomycota; Eurotiomycetes; Eurotiales; Aspergillaceae
Product: ankyrin repeat domain-containing protein
Exons: 1
Coding region: 1-738 (245 amino acids)
Molecular function (GO): protein binding
Source: RefSeq, a predicted model, not a curated record
AUGUCCCUGCUGAAGUGUCCCAAUGAGAUACUGCUCAUAAUAGCCGAGGACCUACCGCCAUGCCAAGGAGAUAUAAACGCCCUUGCCCAAACCUGCCUUCGUCUCUUCUACUUACUCAAUCCAUUCCUAUACCGCUACAAUACUCGCCAACAUCACUCCUCAGCACUGUCCUGGGGCGUAACCCAAGGCUCUGGAAACACAGUCCGGAACUCCCUAGAGGCAGGGGCCCCAUACAACAAAUCCGGCCGCAUCACAGGAACUAUAGGCCGAAGACGAUGCGUGCUGGGAUGCGCAUUGUCCGAACUAGCAGGGAAAUCCUACUUCUGCCCGGAAUUCUACGAACAGCCCAUAUCAUCCGCGGCGAGGAAUGGCCAACUUGAUAUCGUCCGCGCAUUCCUGGAAUUUGGCGUGGAUCCCGACUAUCCAAACCCGGCUGGUCAUACGCCGCUUUGUCUGGCUGCUCAGGGCGAUCAUCUUGAGCUGGUGCGUUUCUUGCUCGUGAAUGGGGCUAGUCCGGCUUUGAAGAAUAUUUGUAAGAUUUUUCCGCUUUGGCAUGCCACUUGGAGGCGAGUCUCGCGGCAGAGGUUGAAGAUUAAGUGCAAGGAACACUUGCAGUUGCUGCAUGAGAGGGACAGGAUCAAAUGGUUGAAACCGCUGCGUGAGCGGGGAGUGAAUAGCGAGCAAGAUGUUGGAGCCAGCCCGGUAACUCUGGAGGUGAUUCCGAAAGUUCUUGAUUGA